Molecule: messenger RNA, 1490 nt
Organism: Myotis lucifugus (little brown bat)
Lineage: Eukaryota; Metazoa; Chordata; Mammalia; Chiroptera; Vespertilionidae
Gene: BMERB1
Product: chromosome unknown C16orf45 homolog
Exons: 6
Coding region: 187-801 (204 amino acids)
Biological process (GO): negative regulation of microtubule depolymerization
Cellular component (GO): microtubule cytoskeleton
Source: RefSeq, a predicted model, not a curated record
UGCAUCCCUUCCCCUCCUGGGUACCAGUCAGCGUUCCCAGGCCCUCGCGGCCGGCGGAAGAGAUGGAUCAGCGUCACGAGCGCCCGGCCCCUUAAAACGCUGCUGGCUGGAGCCGCCUCCCUCCCAGCAGCCCGCGGCAGGGAUGGAGUAAGGGGAGACCCAUCGACCUGCCCACGGGGAUAAGCGAUGGAACUAAAGCAGUCCUUAUCUAUCCAUCUGGAAGCUGAGAAGCCUCUGAGGCGCUAUGGAGCGGUGGAGGAGACGGCGUGGAAAGCGGAGGGACUGGGGAGAAGUCAGCUGGACAUCAUCUCCAUGGCAGAGACAACCAUGAUGCCAGAGGAGAUCGAGCUGGAAAUGGCGAAAAUCCAGCGUCUCCGGGAAGUUUUGGUCCGACGGGAGUCAGAGCUCAGGUUUAUGAUGGAUGACAUUCAGCUGUGCAACGACAUCAUGGACCUGAAGCAGGAGCUGCAGAACUUGGUCGCCAUCCCAGAAAAAGAAAAAACCAAGCUGCAGAAGCAGAGAGAGGAUGAGCUAAUCCAGAAGAUCCACCGACUGGUGCAGAAGAGAGACUUCCUGGUGGAUGAUGCAGAGGUCGAGCGGUUAAGGGAACAAGAAGAAGACAAAGAAAUGGCUGAUUUCCUGAGAAUCAAGUUAAAACCUCUAGACAAAGUAACUAAAUCUCCAGCCAGCUCCCGAGCCGAGAAGAAAGCAGAGCCCCCGCCUAGCAAGCCCACAGUGGCCAAGACCGGGCUGGCACUCAUCAAGGAUUGCUGUGGGGCCACCCAGUGCAAUAUCAUGUAGCCCCCAUGUGGGGUGCCCCCGGGGCCACGGGGACUCCCCCUCCUAUCCACUUGUCUUCAUAGCCCCCAUUUCACCGGGGCCCAGGAGCUCUUAGAGGCGGAAGGGGUUGAAGGCAAGCCAGUGACUGCCGCUGGGGCUGUGGGCGCAGUGGGCGGGCCCAGCCGCCCUGUACAGAGUGUAGCAAUAGGGAGUCCCUCACCGUCGCAUGGCCCUCCCCAGAGCAUGCCGAACCCAGGAGUCUGUCUCACUGUUUAUCCAAACCACCAGGAAAGGUCCUUCCUCAAAAAAGUGUAUCUCCACUUCUAUCUAGCUGUAUCUAACCCACCAUGCAAAUGACUUGGGAGAGGGGCAUGAUCCCCAGGUGUGUAUAGUUGCAACUUUUCAACAAUCUUCUAGCACCAUGUUGGACACAUCCCCCACCGACCCUCCUAGCUCUGCUGUCAGGCCUGCCCCAGGGGCACAGCUCCAGUCUGUCCUUUUCCAGGGCCUGUGUCCUGGAGGGCUCCACACAGCCUACACACCUUGGAGACAGAGGGCCCAUCUGUAAAAGUGAGCUUGUGUGUGGUGUCGUGGUCACAUCUCCCGCUUCCUCCCCUCCCAUGCCUGGGCACGGGUCACACCAGGACCCUGUCCAUUCGCUCUUGGUUCUUCCUUCCCUUGCAAUGGCUGCCCAGGUAUGUGGAGUAGAG